This is a messenger RNA of Coccinella septempunctata (seven-spotted ladybird), 1790 nucleotides long. RefSeq lists its product as uncharacterized. The record is from RefSeq and is a predicted model, not a curated record. NCBI's taxonomy places the organism in Eukaryota, Metazoa, Arthropoda, Insecta, Coleoptera, Coccinellidae. Bases 66 to 1667 code for a protein of 533 amino acids. The transcript is spliced from 8 exons.
UAUUCUCUGAAGACGGAAAUUUCACUGCCGAUGAAGCCAAGGCUUUGGUGAAAAGAAUAACAGCAAUGGAAAAAAUCAUGUCUAAGGAGUUUUCUGGGAGCAAAGAGAACAUAGAAAAUAUUUACGAGGAUUUUAUUGAUGCUUGUCGUGGAAAACUAGAGACUCCUUUACUCAAUUUGAAUAAGUCAAUGGAAGAGUUCGCAUUCAAAGAUGAAGUAGAAAGAAAAAUCAAAAGACUACACAGGGAAAUCGGAGAAGCAGUUUUUGAUCUUGCUUAUGACAUCAAGAAGUUGAAUGGCAAAAUCAAAAGCUGGUAUAUUACGUCAUAUAAGAAAGAAAAUCUGGGAAGCUAUGACUUUCUCUUUUCGUUUUCCCGAUGUUUCAAGGAGAUACUAUCAGAUAUCCACGAAAUGAGGCAAAAGUUACACUACGAUGAUAGUUUGGCGCCUAGUGAGAGAUUACUGAAGCAAAAAUUGGAGAUAUCCCAGAUCUCACUCACUUCGGGAGUGGUGACCAAAGGGAAGAAAAACCAUGUUGACGAGGGCGCAGGCAAUGCAAAAAAAUUCGAAAGAAGACGUUCUAUGCGAACGACGUCGCCGCUGAUCAAAACGAAGAACUAUGUGUUCUUGUUGUACCCCAGUACUCCGCAAGACGACAGGAGUUUUUUUUCGAUCGUGCAUCACAAAACUUACACUUCCUAUUGCGACAUUCAAGAAUCGGCAAAGGUAUUCUACGAAACCCAUGGGGAAAUUUUGGAUAGCAGCCGUAUACCAUCAGAUUACAAGGCUUUCGUUGAGGAAAUCCUCAUGAAAUAUAAGUAUUUUCAGCUACAAUUGGAAUUUGCUUGGUUGGAUAACGCAAUCGAGUUUUAUGAUAUCUUGUCAUACUUCUACAGAUUUCUCGGAAAUUAUUACUUUGAUACGUUGAAAAAGUACUUCGAGUCAAGGAAUGAAAAGUUGAUGGAAAAAUGCUCCGAAUUGUCUAGAAUUCUGGAGGUAAAUAUGAAAGCUGUGGAAGAACACUACGUAUCCAUUCAUAAUAAACUGAAACCAAUGUUUGGUCAUCCGGAAAAAGCAAGAAUGUUGGCAAUCGUUGAAACUUUCAUCGAUCAAGCUAUGGACUUCAACAAUAAGAUACUUCUAGAUCCCCUGGAACCUAGCAAGGAAUCAAUUAAAGAGCAUUGCAUCAAAACUGAAACUAUUUUUCUUGACAUGGAAAGGAUUUUAUCCUGCAUAAAAUGCAGCACUACGCUCGUGAUACUUUUCAAAGAGUUAGAAGACAAGAUGUUGGAACGAAUAGACAUUCUCCAAAGAAUAUUAACGCCGGACAGUUCGAGCCUAGACGUCGCAAAUCAAACCGACUUCGAUGUAGAUUUAAGACAAAGACUUCAGGAUUAUAAAAGUAAAGCAUCGAUACCUACAGAUUGUGUAAUAACAUAUACCAGUAUUACACAAAGCAUCACUUCUAUUGAAAGUGUCACACCUCUUGAUUUUGAGAAAAUAAUAAGAAGUAAUUUCAACGAAUAUGAGAAGAUGGCCGAUAAAAUCGAAAUGGUCAAAACUAAAUGCUCAUCAGUUCAUGAAAAAUAUAGAACGAUGUGGGAACAAGACAUUCAGAGAAUCUUGAACUUGUAUAGGGUUAAAUACGACGCAGCAGUCCCAGAUUGAUGCAGAAAAAACAGAAACUACUUCAAUCUUUUUAUUUUGUCAAUUGAAUAAAUAAAUACACUAAUCUUGAUUAUCUUACAAAAGUUUUUCAUUGUUAAUUAUAAAAAUAUAUACAUAUACAAC